Salvia miltiorrhiza (redroot sage) is the source of this 2468-nucleotide messenger RNA. RefSeq names its product protein SIEVE ELEMENT OCCLUSION B-like. The record is from RefSeq and is a predicted model, not a curated record. Lineage: Eukaryota; Viridiplantae; Streptophyta; Magnoliopsida; Lamiales; Lamiaceae. Gene Ontology annotation, biological process: phloem development. The coding region runs from base 94 to 2238 and encodes 714 amino acids. The transcript has 7 exons.
AACAUCACACAAAAUCCUUGGGAGAAAAAAAAACUAGUAAGCAAAAAAAAAAACUUCGAAAGAAAGAAAAAGCAAAAAAUAUAAAAAUAAGCAAUGUUGGACGCCACUGUACCAGCUGGAAAUCAGCAGCUCCUCCGCCAUGACCGCCGUUCGAUGUUUUCGGACGACGUUGCGCUGAGGAAUCAAAUUCAGGCAACACAUGCUUACGAUGAGCGCUCGAUCGACACCGAAUCUAUUCUUCUCAUUGUUAAGGAUAUCUUCAAUCUUGUUUCCCCUGGAAUUGAUGGAAUUAUCAAUGGCUCGACUAAUCACGCCGGAAUCCACGACGAAACGACGGCACUGGUGGACUCUGAUGUCAUCCACGACACAUUAGCCUUUCUAGUGAACAAGAUUUCCAUUGAGCUGUCCUGCAAGUGCUCCGGCGGCGGCGACAACCACGCCUCGGCAGUGGAGAUCCUGAACGUCCUGUCCAGCUACACUUGGGACGCGAAAGCCGUGGUGGCCCUAGCCUCAUUCUCCGUCAACUACGGCCAGUUUUGGCUCGUUGCGAACCACUUCACGACUGAGCCGCUGGCCAAAUCACUGGCAGUGCUGAAGCUGUUGCCGGAGAUAAUUGAUCAUUCAGAUGUGAUGAAGUCCAGAUUCGAGACCAUCAACAGCCUUGUGAAGGUGUCGCUGGAGCUAACGAGGUGCAUUUCUGAGUUUCGUCGUCUGCCUUCGAAAUACAUAUCGGAUGAAGCAGAGCCGAUGGUAGUUGCUGCGAGUCAUGUCCCAAUUGCGGUGUAUUGGAUUGUGAGGAGCUUGAUUGCCUGUUCCUCUCAGGUUACUGAGAUUCUUGGCCUAAGUCAAACGGCAAGUUCGCAUACAGAGACAUGGGAGCUUUCAAGCUUAGCUCACAAGUUGACCAGUAUACUGGACAGUCUCAAAACACAACUCCAAAUCUGUCAUCGACAUAUAGAUGAGAAGAAACACGUGGAAUACUUCGAAUCAAUCGGGCAUCUAUUUGGGACGACUCCCCACAUCGACAACCAGAGGAUACUGAAGAAGAUUCUGUAUUUGAAGGAUGAUCCGCUCCCACUUGCAAUAGCCAACAACAAAACAACAAAGUUAGGGGUGGAAGCUCUAAAAGGAAAGACAGUGUUGUUGCUGAUAUCAGAUGAUGAAAUCUCCCAUGACGAGCUUCUCAUACUGGGGCAUAUGUAUAGAGAUUCAAGAACGAGGCAAGAGUUUGAGUACGAAAUAGUAUGGGUGCCCCUACUCGUGUUGGGAGAAAUGAAUAAAUUCGAGCAGCUGUUGUCGCGUAUGCCAUGGUACACGUUGCACGACCCCGCCUUGCUAGAGCCGGCCGUGGCAAGGUACAUUAGAGAGGUGUGGCGCUACACCAAGAAGCCGAUGCUGGUCGCAUUGGACCCGCAAGGCAAAAUGGUUAGCCCUAAUGCCAUCCAUAUGGUGUGGAUUUGGGGUAACAUGGCCUAUCCUUUCACUCAUAAACGUGAAUUGGACUUGUGGAAUCAUGAGGAAUGGAGGAUGCAGCUAGUGGUCAACGGCCUUGAUCCAACUCUAUUGAAAUGGAUCCAAGGUAAAAAGGUGAUAUGUUUAUAUGGUGGCGAGAAUUACGAGUGGAUCCGGGAGUUCAUCAAGACAGCAAGAGAAGUUGCCGCCGCUGCUCCGAUUGAGCUAGAGAUGGUGUACAUUGGUAGGGCUAAGAGCAGCGAGGAGCGCAUUAGAAGGCUCCACAACAUCGUGGCUGGCCGGAGUGAAAUAUGGGACGAUCCCACAUCCAUUUGGUAUUUUUGGAAGAGGCUCGAAAGCAUGAUGUACUCAAAGAUUCACCACGGUGCCAAAGUCGUCACAGAGGAAGCAACGGGAUCGACAGGCAAUCCCGUUGCUGGAGAUCACAUCCUUGGUGAGGUGCUCACCCUGCUCACCUUUGGUGGUAGUGAGCAGGGAUGGGCACUGUUCAGCCAAGGGGCGGGAUCAGGGCCCGGGCAGAUGGCUCGGGCUAAAGAUGACCCGAUGCUGAAAGCCCUAGUAGAAUUUGGGAAGUGGGCCGAAUUCGCUAGGCAGCCGGACGGAUUUGUGCCCGCGCUCAAUGAUUAUUUAGCCGGCCUUCACACGGCGGAGCACUGCAACCGGCUUAUUUUGCCGGGGGUCGAUGACAUUCCGGAGAUGGUCGUCUGCACGGAGUGUCACCGACCCAUGGAGAAGUACUACAUGUACCGUUGUUGCACGGAUUGAAAGUGUGAUUUCGACUGAAUUAAUUUGUUGCUAUAUACGUAGAUUGAUGCAUGUUGCUAAAGAAUAAGCAUAUAUUUUUUUUUUAAGUUUGCGUGGUGUAGAUUUUGCAAGAUUGUGGCUAUUAAGACUGGUGAUUGCAUCAGAACAGUUGAUUGAUUUUUCCUUUGUAUUUUGGUAUUGUUAUUGGAAAUUUGAGUGGCAUAUAUCAUAUUUACUUAUAAUUUCCACUA